AUGAGGGAAGAUGAGGACAGAUCGAGAAAGAGAAGGAGGUUUAGACGGCCGGAGAGGACAAGAAACGGCGACGAGCCGCGCUGGAAUCCAGGCGGCAGCAGGCGGCAGAUGAAACUAGGGUUUCCAUCGGGCCACCUGCACGCGGAAGGAUAUAUAAAAACGCGAGUUGAGGAUGGGGUUUGGGUUAACCUCUCUAUAAAGCGCCGAAGCCUUUUCUUUUCCCCCGACUUUCUCCCGAGUGCUGCCAAGUACGAGGCCGCCGGCGAGCUCGAACACGUCAAGGGCAUCAUCAAGUGGGGCACCGACUACCUCCUCAAGACCUUCAACUCCUCUGCCGACACCAUCGACAACAUCGUCGUACAGGUCGGCGAAGGAGACACGUCGAAGGGGCCAGAUGCUAACGACCACUACUGCUGGAUGAGGCCGGAGGACAUCGACUACACUCGGCCGGUGUACGAGUGCCACAGCUGCUCCGACCUCGCCAGCAAAAUGGCGGCGUCGUUGGCUACUGCUUCGAUCGUGUUUAAGGACAGCAAGACCUACUCCGACAAGCUCGUCCAUGGUGCCAAGACUCUGUUCCAGUACGGAAGGCUACAGAGGGGCAGAUACAGCCCUGGAGGCACUGAUCCCGCCAUCUUCUACAACUCCACCGGUUACUGGGAUGAGUUUCUGUGGGGCGGCUCAUGGCUCUACUUUGCAACUGGAAAUUCCUCCUACCUCCAGCUCGCCACUGCUCCAGCCCUGGCCAAGCAUGUCGGUGCCUUCUGGGGAGGACCGGAUUAUGGAGUCUUCAGCUGGGACAACAAGCUCACUGGAUCUCAGGUUUGA
Messenger RNA from Zingiber officinale, 828 nucleotides. Its product is annotated as endoglucanase 10-like. The transcript has 4 exons. Bases 1 to 828 code for a protein of 275 amino acids. Gene Ontology annotation, molecular function: hydrolase activity, hydrolyzing O-glycosyl compounds. The record is from RefSeq and is a predicted model, not a curated record. NCBI's taxonomy places the organism in Eukaryota, Viridiplantae, Streptophyta, Magnoliopsida, Zingiberales, Zingiberaceae. Gene Ontology annotation, biological process: carbohydrate metabolic process.